AUGUCUACAGGUGUAUUGCCAUUUGUAAAAGGAAUCGAUUUCUCAUACAAUGAUUUCUCGGGUGAUCGUUUUCCGGUAGAAGUUGAGCAGAUGACACAAAUGACAUGGCUAAAAUUGAAUCAUGCUUGCUUGGAAAGAGUGCCGGAUGAGCUAUCACGAUUAACAAACCUUGAGCAUCUACAAAUGACAUGUAAUACAUUAGCAAGUGUCCAUGGAGAGCUUUCCGAUUUACCACGCUUGCGUUCCGUUAUCGUACGGCAUAAUCAAAUCAAAACGUCGGGUAUCCCUACUGAUAUAUUUCGGAUGAAGGAUUUAACAAUAAUAGACUUCAGCCACAAUACCCUUCGUGAAGUACCACCGAAUUUGGAGUAUGCAAAAUGUGCUAUUGUACUGAAUUUAAGCUACAAUAACAUCGAAAAUGUACCAAAUGCAGUAUUUUCAAAUCUUAUCGAUCUUUUAUAUCUGGAUCUUAGUAAUAAUAAGCUAGAAAUGCUUCCUCCUCAAAUACGCCGAUUGACAACAUUGCAAGUCCUUCGACUAUCCAAUAAUCCACUGCAUCAUUUUCAGUUAAAACAACUUCCUAGCAUGAAAGCUUUACGGGUGUUACAUAUGAGCAAUACUUCGCGUACUUUGGAUAACAUUCCUCCUAUAUUGGACGAUUUGGAUAACUUGCAGGAUGUUGAUUUUUCUCAUAAUAGUUUACCCGAGGUACCGGAUUGCUUGUAUAAAUUGAAAAAACUUCGGAAGCUUGACAUCAGUCACAAUCAGAUCAAAAAGAUUGAAUCGAAAGACACACCUUGGGAAAAUCUGGAAACACUGAAUGUUUCUUCGAAUCAGUUAAAGGUCUUACCUGAGAGUAUUGUACGAAUGAUCAAGUUGCAAAGGUUAUACGCUAGCGACAAUCAGCUGACUUUUGAUGGUAUACCAAGUGGUAUCGGGAAAUUAGUUCAGUUACAAGUCUUGUAUUUAUCAUACAAUCAACUGGAAUUGAUACCGGAAGGCGUUAGUCGUUGCGUACGUUUGCAUCGCUUAAAACUAGAUAAUAACAGGCUAAUAACUUUGCCAGAUUCGAUUCAUCUAUUACCCGAUCUGAAACAACUCGAUUUACACAAUAAUGACGGACUUGUGUUGCCGCCCAAACCAAAUGAAGAAAAUCGAACUUUAGCAUUUUACAAUAUCGACUUUUCCCUAGCAAAUCAGAUGAAACUUGCGGGGCAAAGUCCAUCAUCAUCGGUGAGUUCAGUUCCCAGUUCUGCAACACAAAAAGAUCCAGUUGCCAGAAAGAAAGAGUUUUUACGCCGACGUCGAAUGCAGACUGAUAGUCAGGGUGCAAAUAAAGUUAUUGAGGGUAUGUCACAUGUUGCCGGUGCAGCCCGAGACAAGUUAGACCAUGAACUACCUCCAGAUUAUGUCAGAGUUCCCACCUGGAAGGAUAAAAUGGAACAGCAAAAGCCACAUAUAGAUUACAGUGAAGUAUUUGAUGAGGAUGUUGGACAAGACGAAGGAAUGUGGGUUUGGGAGAUUGAGAAUUUCUAUCCUAGUAUAUUGGACUCAUCGAUGCAUGGCCAUUUUUAUGACGCUGACUGUUACCUCAUUCUGCGCACUGCAAGGGAAGAAUCUGGCGCUUUGAAGCAUUCAAUUUUCUAUUGGAUUGGAGAAAACUCAUCUUUAGAUAAAGGAAUGUGUGCAGCUGUGCAUGCCGUAAACUUAAGAAACCAUUUAGGCGCUACCUGUAGAACUGAACGGGAAGAAAUGAAUGAUGAAUCUGAUGAUUUUUUGGAGUUGUUUGGAGAAGAAAUUACCUAUAUUGAGGGAGCACGAACAGCUUCUGGUUUUUAUACUGUGGAAAAAGCAGUGCAUGUCACACGUCUUUAUCGUGCAUCUGUAGCAGGAAAUACAAUUGAAAUGGAACCAGUUCCAGUAUCACCGGAUAGUUUAGAUCCACGAUAUGUGUUCUUACUUGAUGCUGGUGACAUGAUUUGGAUUUGGAGUGGACGGAAAGCAAGAAUAACUGUAUCGAACAAAACUCGUUUAUUUGCUGUGAAAAUGAAUAAAAAAGAUAGGAAAGGUCGAGCAGAGAUUGAAUCGUGUACAGAAAUGCGCACACCGCAAGGAUUUUGGAUGGCUUUAUAUGGACAACCUAAUAAACCCGAAGAUCCAAUAGUAGAACAUGUGGACGCUGAUUUUGUGCCUGAAAGGAGACGUUUGUAUCAAGUACAAAUUGGUAUGGGAUUCCUAGAACUACCUCAAAUAGAGCUUAAACAUAGUAUCCUGAAGCAGGAUGUGCUAGAUACGAAAUGUGCAUAUAUUUUGGACUGUACGUCGGAUAUAUUUUUGUGGGUAGGUAGGAAAGCAAAUCGAUUGGUGAAAAUGGCAGGGCAGAAAAUGGUAGUAGAAUUGCAUGCAAUGUUGGAAAGACCAAAUUACACAACAAUUUCACGUGAAACAGAAGGCGAAGAAUCAACAAUGUUCAGGUCAAAAUUCCAAGGCUGGGAUGAUAUCAUACCAUUUGAUUUCACAAGAACUGCAGAUAGUGUCCAGAGAAGAGGAGCCGAUUUAAAGAUAAUUAUGGAACGAGAUAAGAUAAAAACCGAUUUGGCACCACUGUUCUUGCCACGACAAUCAGCGAUGAGUGAGGAGGAAGCUAAUCAGAUGAUGGAAGAGUGUAACGAAGAUCUCGAACUUCUCGAACCUUUCGUUUUAGAAGGGAAGAAAUUUGUCCGGUUACCACAGGAGGAAUUAGGCACUUUUUACACAAUGGAUUGUUAUGUAUUUCUUUGUCGAUACGAAGUGAUACCGGAAGAGGAUGAGACAGAUUUGGACGAAGAAGAAAUAGAAUCGAGUGAUGAGAAAGAUGAUGCUGCUGGUGAUGAUACUGAUACAAUACAGAUAUUUAAACGCAAGGAAUCAGAAGAAGUACAAGAAGAUUUUAAAUGCGUGGUAUACUUUUGGCAAGGACGUGAUGCAAAUAAUAUGGGCUGGCUUCAUUUUACAUUCAGCUUACAAAAAAAAUUUGAAGGCCUUUUUAAAGACAAACUCGAAGUUGUUCGCAUGUAUCAGCAACAGGAGAAUCAUAAAUUUCUUUCACAUUUCCAUAAAAAAUUUGUUAUUCGACGCGGUCGACGAGGUUUGACGAUGAAUCUUGGAGGGCAUUGGCCGGAACUAUUUUUAAUGCGUGCCAAUGGUUCUGCAGUAUGUACGCGAACAAUUCAAGUCGACUGUCGAGCAAACCAGCUCAAUUCAGCUUUUUGUUGUAUUCUUCGUGCCCCGUUCAAAGUGGUUGAUGAGAACGGAUUGGAGGGUAAAGUGUUCGUUUGGUACGGCAGUAAGAGUGACCCAAAUCAUCACGAUCUUUGUUUACAGGUGGCAAAGGAGCUGAUAAAUCGAAAUAAUAAAUUUCCGGUUGAAAUUGUAAGGGAAGGUAAUGAGCCGGAAAAAUUUUGGGAGUGCCUGGGAGGUAAGAAAAAGUAUGAUACCAACGGUGACUUCUUAAAUUUCACAAGAUUAUUCCGCUGCACAAACGAGAAAGGAUAUUUCGUGGUCUCCGAAAAAACUGUUGAUUUCUGCCAGGAUGAUUUGGAUGACGACGAUAUUAUGAUUUUGGACAAUGGAGAUUUGGUCUUCUUGUGGAUGGGAUAUCAUGCGAGCGAAAUAGAACUCAAAUUGGCUUAUAAAGCUGCUCAGGUUUAUGUUGCACAUAUGAAAAUCAAAGAACCUGAAAGGCCGCGAAAGUUGGUGCUAAGCCUGAAGGGUCGAGAAUCUCGACGAUUCACAAAAUGCUUCCAUGCUUGGGGGAAGCAUAAAAUUCCAGCUGGCGAAGAAGUUUAA
Molecule: messenger RNA, 3828 nt
Organism: Loa loa (African eye worm)
Lineage: Eukaryota; Metazoa; Nematoda; Chromadorea; Rhabditida; Onchocercidae
Exons: 29
Coding region: 1-3828 (1275 amino acids)
Biological process (GO): actin filament severing; barbed-end actin filament capping; myofibril assembly
Cellular component (GO): cytoplasm; nucleus; actin cytoskeleton
Molecular function (GO): actin filament binding; phosphatidylinositol-4,5-bisphosphate binding
Source: RefSeq, a predicted model, not a curated record